AUAUAUAUAAACAAAUAAAAAGGGUUGUAAACUCUUCUACUUCUUCCCCCUUCGCCUCAUAAUUUAAAAACUCAUAACAAAUAUUCCUCCUCUGUUUCUUCAAAAUCUUCAAAAAUGGUGUAACUUAUUACACUUCUGUGGCUAUGGCCAAUCAACACUCUGCAACUUUACCGAAUUUCCAUGGAAUAAUUCAUCAUAAUCCUUCUCUUCCUUUCAUAAAUCCAGAAGGCUCAGCUUUUGAUUUUGGAGAGCUGGAAGAAGCUAUUGUUCUGCAGGGGGUUAAGCUUGGAAAUGAUGAACCCAAAUCUCCAAAUUUUGUUACAGGAAGGCCUGCAGCUACUCUUGAAAUGUUCCCUUCUUGGCCAAUAAGGUUUCAACAAACCCCAACAUUGGGAGGAGGUUCAAAGUCAGAGAGCACAGAUUCAGGCUCAGCUAAUAUAAACAAUACUCUCACAAGCAAAAUAGAAUUAGAAAUGGAAUCUGAAUCACCAAUAAGUAGAAGAACGUGUUCUUCAAAUCAAGGAUUAUUUGAUCAAAAUCAUCAUCAUCAUCUUCUUCAUCUUCAACAUCUUCAAUCAGAAUUUGAAGAUGAUGCUUUGAGAACAGAACCAUCAUCACAACAAAAUCAAUCUCCACCCAAAGAAAAGAGAAAAGGAGGUGGUUCAACUUCAGAGAGACAGCUUGAUGCCAAGACAAUGAGACGAUUGGCUCAAAACAGAGAAGCUGCAAGAAAGAGCCGUUUGAGGAAGAAGGCUUAUAUUCAGCAGCUAGAGUCUAGUAGAAUCAAACUCUCUCAGCUCGAACAAGACCUCCAUAGAGCUCGUUCUCAGGGAUUGUUUCUAGGUGCUUGCGGUGGCGUAAUGGGUGGCAAUAUCAGCUCUGGAGCUGCAAUAUUUGACAUGGAGUAUGCACGGUGGCUAGACGAGGACCACCGUUUGAUGGCGGAGCUACGGGCCGCACUACAGGGGCAUCUCCCGGAUGGCGAUCUUCGGGCAAUAGUAGACAGUUACAUCUCUCACUACGACGAAAUAUUUCACCUGAAAGGCGUGGCAGCAAAAUCGGACGUGUUUCACUUGAUCACCGGAAUGUGGAUGACUCCAGCGGAGCGUUGUUUCCUGUGGAUCGGCGGGUUUAGACCAUCCAAACUCAUAGAGAUGCUAGUUCCACAAAUAGACACAUUAACAGAUCAACAAGCACUGGGAAUAUGUAAUUUGCAAAGAUCUUCACAAGAAACAGAGGAUGCUCUUUAUCAAGGCCUUGAGCAGUUGCAGCAUUCUCUCAUUAUCACUAUCGCCGGCACCGCGGUCGUGGACGGUAUCAAUCAUAUGGCUCUUGCCGCCGGCAAGCUCUCCAAUCUUGAAGGCUUCAUCCGCCAGGCUGAUAUGUUGAGACAACAAACACUUCAUCAAUUACAUCGAAUAUUGACAGUACGACAGGCAGCUAGAUGUUUUGUGGUAAUCGGAGAAUAUUAUGGAAGGCUUCGAGCUCUUAGUUCCUUGUGGGUGUCACGACCAAGAGAGAGCAGCUGUUUGAACGAUGAAAGUUCAUGCCAAACAACAACAGAGCUGCAAAUGAUUCAGAAUUCCCACACCCAUUUCCCAAACUUUUGAUAUAUAUGUUCCCUUCCAAACAAAAUCCAUUUGGGGUUUAAUUGCUAUAUCAUAUAUCAUAUUUAUCAUCAUUUAGAAGAAAUAUAACUUUCGUUUUCUCUCUC
Cucumis sativus (cucumber) is the source of this 1714-nucleotide messenger RNA. RefSeq names its product transcription factor TGA9. NCBI's taxonomy places the organism in Eukaryota, Viridiplantae, Streptophyta, Magnoliopsida, Cucurbitales, Cucurbitaceae. The transcript is spliced from 12 exons. Gene Ontology annotation, biological process: DNA-templated transcription; regulation of DNA-templated transcription. The record is from RefSeq and is a predicted model, not a curated record. The coding region runs from base 144 to 1610 and encodes 488 amino acids. Gene Ontology annotation, molecular function: DNA-binding transcription factor activity; sequence-specific DNA binding.